AAAAUCCAUAUAAACUAUAUCAACUGCACCACCUUCAUCCACCCUCUCCGUUAAUUCAUCAAAAAACCCUAUCAGGUUUAUAUUGGGAAAUUGUAGUGAAAUUGUAGAAAAAUCUUUUAUACCUAGAAAUAAUUGUAUGCCUUUUUAAAUCAAACAUUAGCUGAAACAUUAAAAAAACAAGUCCUGGGAAAACUCAGACUUGGCAAUGCCAGCUACAUCUUUAUCUGGCUGGACAUUCCAUGGAAGCAGAGAGCAGUAACUUCUGUAACUCUGAAAUGAAUAAGACAUUGUCUGACACAAACACCAUCUGGAGAUAAGUUUAUGCCUCUAACGUCCUUGAAUCCUCCCCUAACCUGAACUCCCUUCCCUCAUUAUUUCUUACUCUGUGUUAUAAAUUUAAAGGUUGUAUUCUUGUGAGACAGCUUUAGAUUGUAUCUUGUAUACUUUAAACAACGGUAUCAAUCAGGUACAUAUUCUAUGCCAAUUAUAUUUGAUUGACUUUUUAAAGAAUAAUAAUCAACACGAAUAGAUACUAAUUAAGUAGAUGACAUUUAACCUUGUUUAGAGAUAUAGAUUGAUUGACGUCACCAUUCGAAUAGUUGUUGGAACCACAUGAUUGAUAAUGUUUUUUUAAUUGCCUUUGUAUGCUUUAUGACCUUGAGCACUUUUGGGGAUAAAAAGGCUGCUUUAACUGACCAAAAGCAGCUCAUUCUUUUGGACUGUCAGGUGCUCUACUUGGGAGACUGUUGACUGUUCUUGAAUCAGCUCUUUUAAUUGCAAUUAAAUCUCAGCAUUAAAUCUCAACAUUGGAUAUAUCCACGGUGUAUGGUCUGUUUGUAAGACAACGGUUGGGACGAACGGGGAAAAAGUUACAACUCAACAUUUGGCGCUGCGAGCAGGGGCUCAAGACGUUACAUCAAGGAACGAGGAGUCGAAUAAGAGGUCAAGCAGUUGUCGAGAACAGCAUCCGAGAAACAGGCCAACAAGGUGAGAUAAUUAUCUGUAAAACCUUGGUUUCUCACAUGUUGUUUUUAACAAAUGUAACCCACGACUAUCGAACCUAAAUAACUGUUGACGAGUCCCCAGUAAAAGAACCGUUAACAUACAUCCGUUGGAAGUGAAAAAUAUAUUUGGGGAAACGUUAAAAAAAUUAUAAAUUUGUUUUUCUAAAAACUGUAACUCAAACCAAUCACUAAACAAUUGACGCAUUCGUCUUAGCUGGUUGUUGUUUUGGGCACAGGAUCCCCGACGUGCAGUGAAGCACGACGUGGAAUACGAGUUCAUCGGUAGACAAACUAAUCCGUUACACGUUCGUGAUAUAUGGUAGUUUUGAACGACUAGUAGCUCGAAAACCGGGGAGAAUUUGGUAAUCGCUAGACAAACUAAUCCAUUACGAAUUCGUAGUGGUAUUUGUAGUUUUGUUACUUGUGGUAUCGAGUGUUAUAAGUUGUGUUUUAGUGAAAUUCGUUUUUGUUUCGUUAUUUGUUGUGUCGGGUGUUAUAAGUUGUGUUUUAGUGUAAUUCGUAAAGAAAAAAAAUGGGUACAGUACUUGACAAAGCAAGUAGCCCAAAGGAUCCGGUCCAAAUUAUGUGCACAUUAUAUGCUGAAUACGAGACCAAAUUCAGAUUACUAUCUGGGCAGGCGAGCAAGCAAUUGGAAGGUUGGCCUCAAGGAGGUACUUGGGAUUUGGAAAAACUAAUAAAAAUACAAAAUGCAAUAUGGAAAAAACGAGGCUGCGGAAAAGGGUUAAAAAUUAAGUUAGCCAUUAAAAAAUGGAUAGAAGAAGGUGAAAAAAGAAAGAACAAGUCAGUGGUAGCCAGUUGGCAAGAAGAGGGGCAUUAGUAUCCUAAAUAGUGAAGGAAAUAAUAAGGAAGUAGAAGAAUUGAUGGAAGAGUGUAGGAUUAAAGAUGAAAAAGGAAGCAAAGAAAUAAGCAAGCAAAAAGCGGAGAGCUGUACAAAAAGCACAGACUAAAGUUGCUGACGAUUCAGAUUCGGAAAUAGAAGACGAUAUAAUGUGUUGGUUGACUGAUCAUCAACCACCAGCUUUACAAAUUGUAGAACCGUCAAUUCCAGCUGCUCGGCGGGGCCGUCAGUACCUGUCGUGCCCACUGCUCCUCCUCGGGAUGCAGGUCCAUUCGCAGACCCAGUUUCGAACCGAACCCGGUCACACGAUACACCUCCCUCUUUGCCUCUGUAUCCACAAACAGUAGAAUACACUACUGCGCAGACAGAAGGCCCCACCCAGACACUGCCCAAAUAGGAUGUUCCCAAACCCCGCAGACAAUCAACCAAUACGAGUCUGGAGCCCGUGGAAGCCGUCGGAAUUACACGGCAUUCUCCAACAAGCCCCCGAUACAUCAGGAGAUGCUGGAGCACUGAGACAUUACCUGCUGCUUACUACACAGGUGUAUGGGGCAACAGGAGAGGAUCUUUGGUCACUAAUACAGAUCGCGCUCAAUAGAACACAAUGGGCAGCGUUUAAAGCAGCAGUGGAAGUUGAUAAUUGGGAAGCUUUUGCUAACAGAUAUGCCGACCCAGAAGAUCAAAAGGAAACUCCACUGGCAGCAGUAAAGCGAGUCUUGGCAAGCCCCGUUAAUAUCCAAAAUACUAGAUUGUAAAGCUAAAAAUGGACACGAAGCUGACGAAUUCAUGAUAAAGUACAACCAGAUUUAUGAAAAAUUCUCCGGCGACACAACUUAUUUGGCAGGGCGACCAUCGCCACAAUAUAAUGCUUUGGUUUUACAAUCAGUUCCAGCAAAAGUAGCUGAAAUGGUUAAAACCAACAACAUGAAUUGGCAGCUGUAUACACUUGCUUACAGGCUGCGUCGAACAUUACACUAAACUCAAACAUAGUGGUACAUACAACACAUUCGGUUACAGCAUUACUAUGCCAAAUGCAGACACAAUAUUUAACUAUAGCACGACAGAGUAGAUAUGAGGCAGCCCUACUAAGCAAUCCUCAGCUAUCCUUUGUUUGCUGCACAAACAUUAACCCCGCAACGUUCCUCUCUCAUCAGCCAGCUGAUUUAGAUGACCCAAAUCACGAUUGCAUUCAAGUAAUACAGCACACUACGCCUCCACGGGAUGAUUUAACUGAUAUACCCCUGGACAAAGUCGAUUUAAUAUUAUAUGUUGAUGGGAGUUCCUCUAUUGAUGAGUUUGGGAAACGAAAAUCUGGCUAUGCUAUUGUGACAGGGGAAAUGGAGAUAGAAGCAGCAGCAUUUGAAGAGCCAACAUCUGCACAACAAGCAGAGGUGUUUGCUCUUACCAGAGCAUGCAUACUGGCAGAGGGAAAAUACGUUAACAUGUAUACAGAUUCCCGAUAUGCUUUUGGGGUAGCCCAUGAUUUCGGAACAUUAUGGAAACAGCGAGGUUUCCUAACCAGUUCAGGCCAAGACAUACAGAAUAAGACUUUAUUAAUUAAUUAAUUUACUGAAAGCCAUACUUCUACCUAAUAGGCUAGCUAUCAUUAAAAGUGCAGCACAUACAACAGGGACUUCAGCAGUUGACAAUGGGAAUAGACGAGCUGAUGCAGCAGCUAAAUUGGCAUCUGGAGAGCAAAAAUUAAUUGUUCCUAAAAUGACGAAUAUGGCUCAAAGAUCCACAAGGAUACAGUCAGAUUCUGAGGUAAAAAAGAUGCCAACUUUAGAUGACGUUAUCUCAUUACAAAAAGAGGCCUCUACAGAUGAAAUAACAGAAUGGGAAAACAAUGGAUGACAAUGACAAUUUAAAAUUGUGGUUAACUCCGGCCGGACAGUGUUGUGUUCCACUUAGCUUACUACCAUGGUUAGUUGAUAUUGUUCAUCAACAAACGCAUGCUGGCAAGGAGGGAAUGGUGGGGUUAUUACUGCAAUCAUGGUGGAGCCCCUUAUUUGACUAAAGCGCCCAAAAAGUAAUACAAAGAUGUUUAAUUUGCCAAAAAUUUAACAUUGGAAUACGAACACCAUCCCCCUAGGCCGUACGCCUCUUCCAGCAGGGCCAUUUGAUACAAUUCAACUAGAUUUCAUUGAAUUGCCAAAAACUCAGUGUUACAAAUAUUGUCUAGUAAUUGUAGAUGUAUUCAGUAAGUGGAUAGAAGCUUAUCCAACUACCUGCAACACUGCAGGAACAGUUGUAAAAAUGUUAUUAAGAAAAAUAAUACCACAAUUUGGAAUUCCCAGUUGUAUAAGUUCAGACAACGGACCACACUUUACAGCCCGGAUAAACAAAGAACUUUGUGACCAAUUAAACAUCAAACAGCAGUUUCACUGUCCAUACCAUCCUCAAUCUGCAGGAUUGGUGGAGAGGGCUAAUCAAACAUUGAAACUCAAACUGUCUGAAGAAACGGGACUGAGCUGGUUUAAAAUUCUACCUAUGGCUCUAUUCCAAAUGAGAGUCACACCACAAUGGCAAACCAAGCUGUCUCCGGCUGAAAUAUUAUACGGAAAAGCAUUGCAAACUCCCUGGGCUUUUUCCCGGAAACAUAAUCCUUCUAACAUUUAUGAGAUGACGAGCGAAGUACAUGAUUAUGUGAUUGCUCUAACAAAAAGCUUGCAGCAGUAUCAUUCACAGGUCCAGAACCUACACAAGGAGGGAGGUGGACAGACGGAAGAUUCGAAGGACGUUGGUCCUAGGAUACAAGCUGGAUUUGCAACUGGACCCACAAAAAGUUGGAACCCCGGUGGAACGGACCAUUUCAAGUGCUGCUAACAACACCGACUGCUGCCAAGCUACAAGGAUGAGAGAAAUGGGUUCAUUUAAACCACUGCAAAAGACUUACGUAUACAUAAUGAUAUUAUGUUGUGUAAAUAUAACACAUGGAAAGGACAUGUACAUGACGUUUACUAACCUGACUAACCAAACUUUAGCAUUAGAACCAGGGGACGCUUUCCAACAAGUGUUAGCGAUAGUGUCGAUACGUAAGGGAAAUGAAGAAGAAUUGGUUUAUUUGGAAAGCCAGAAUGGUAACACUAACUGUAGCCACAGAAAUGAAACUUCCUGCAGGUUUACUACAGGAACUGGUAUUACAUUACAAAUGGGCUGCUGUAACAUGCAAUAUACCAGACUGGGAGAUUUGACAUACAAAAAGGAUACAGGAAUUAGAGUUAAAAGGGACCUUUUAGAUGGGAAUGCCAAAACCAAUAAUAACCUGGUCAUGACUAAACACUUAAGGGUUAAUUAUCAAAAACACUCAGAGAAGGAGAAUUCGUUCCUUCAGUAUUUGGGCUUAGUAAGGCGAUAUGCCAACAACAGUACGAGAAGGGUGGUGUGCACGCCACAGCCUCGCUCUGUAGGUUCCGGUAUAACAAUGAUGGCUAUUGCCACUACUGACUGUGAUUUAUGUUACCUGACAGCCAACGAAAUAAAUAAUUGUAGUAUUCAUAUGAAAGCUAGUCAUUAUACACCCAUCACCUGUUUUCAAGGAGAAGAAGAUAAAACAAACCUCUCCGAAGCCUGCAUUAGAUGUGAUGAUAUGCCUCCAAGCAUGGAGGUUAACAUAGUACCAGUUUUUGAAUGGUGUCUGGAAAACUGGGACAGAAAGGGUUUUGCUCCCAAUAACAACAAUUAUAUGCUAAUAACUGGAAAGGAAUUAGGACAACUGCCUUCCUCUAAAUGUAGCGUGAUAGUCCAGGGGGACUCUAUAAUGCCUGAUGCGAACCCUUUAGUGUCUAAUGCCAAGGGAAUAGUUAGACCAGUAUCACAGUGCCUUCAGAGUAUUACACCAGCACUGGCCAAGGUGAUAUUAAUGUCACAUUCCUGUUCUAUUCAAACUUCAGAUGAACUUCAUUGGAUAUGUGGAGAUACUGCCUAUAAAUGGUUGCCUAAUGGGUGGCUCGGAAGAUGUGGUCUAGCUUAUGUAGUGCCUUCUUUCAGGUACCCCAGCGAUACCCCUGAAGAGGAUGCUCGAGUAACACGGAUGAAAAGGUUAAACAAAACAGGACUACAUCGGCAUAAGAGGAGUAUGCGAUGGCAAUGAUCAGCUCAGGCACAAGGCAGAUGGUGUGUUUGCAGAAGUCUUUCAAUCUCUGAUUUGCUCCUAUUACUCCAAUUUGAAGCCCAAAGAGAACAGAAUUAAGGAAGCAAAGACUCAACAAAGACUUCCUCUCCGAUCACUGUGAAUCUCUGGGUACCUUCAGGUGGAUCUGUACUGUGGUUUGAACAAAUAGUUGGCUGCUCUCAUACUGUUUAAAUGGCUAAUUUGGAUGGAUGUGGCUCCACAUGACCUGCUGUAAAUGAAAUACAAGCUUGAGAUAACAGAAGAAAGUAGAAAACUGAUAAUAGAAUGUUUUUUUAAAUUCUAAAUUUUACACUGAAUUUAGGAGCAUUUAA
Messenger RNA from Callorhinchus milii (elephant shark), 6309 nucleotides. RefSeq lists its product as uncharacterized. Lineage: Eukaryota; Metazoa; Chordata; Chondrichthyes; Chimaeriformes; Callorhinchidae. The coding region runs from base 4718 to 5956 and encodes 412 amino acids. The record is from RefSeq and is a predicted model, not a curated record. The transcript is spliced from 2 exons.